Lolium rigidum is the source of this 712-nucleotide messenger RNA. RefSeq lists its product as uncharacterized. The record is from RefSeq and is a predicted model, not a curated record. Bases 106 to 597 code for a protein of 163 amino acids. The transcript has a single exon. NCBI's taxonomy places the organism in Eukaryota, Viridiplantae, Streptophyta, Magnoliopsida, Poales, Poaceae.
UCAAUCCCACAGCAGCAACCAGAUCCCCCAAGACCAAAACAAGCCACAGCAAACCCGCCAGCCUAAUCUGAGUUUACUUCGAGAGAUCCAUUAGUCAAUCUCGAGAUGGGUUCCCAGGCGAUCGAGAAGAACAGGGAGGGCGCGGAGGUGUUCCACGGCGCGGCUCUGUGCGCGGAGAAGGCGGUGGAGCUGCUGGCGGAGACCAACAUGCCGCUGGGCCUGCUCCCGCUCGCCGACAUCGAGGAGGUGGGCUACAACCGCGCCACCGGCUUCGUGUGGCUCCGCCAGAAGAAGGCGCUCACGCACACCUUCAAGCAGAUCGGCCGCCAGGUCUCCUACGCCGCCGAGGUCACCGCCGUCGUCGAGGACCGCAAGAUGAAGCGCAUGACGGGGGUCAAGAGCAAGGAGAUACUCAUCUGGGUCACGCUCUGCGACAUGUACAUCGACAAGGACGACCCUUCCAAGAUCACCUUCAAGACCCCCACGGGACUCGGCAGGACCUUCCCCGUCUCCGCCUUCGGGAAGGACGACGGCGGCAAGGCCAAGGCGCCCGCCGCCGCCGCAGCGGCUGACGGCGCGGCCGCCGUGGCCAAGUAAAAAGAGACGCGGCCGCCAUACCUCAUACCAUACCAAGUUGAAGUGUUCUCAAGCCAAUCAUUAUACUGUACUUUGCUUAAAUCUUAACGCAGAUUUGCGGAUACCAUGUUGCCGU